This is a messenger RNA of Rhincodon typus (whale shark), 2289 nucleotides long. RefSeq names its product zona pellucida sperm-binding protein 4-like. Gene Ontology annotation, molecular function: acrosin binding; structural constituent of egg coat. Gene Ontology annotation, biological process: binding of sperm to zona pellucida; prevention of polyspermy. Lineage: Eukaryota; Metazoa; Chordata; Chondrichthyes; Orectolobiformes; Rhincodontidae. Gene Ontology annotation, cellular component: egg coat. The record is from RefSeq and is a predicted model, not a curated record. The transcript has 14 exons. Bases 31 to 1884 code for a protein of 617 amino acids.
CGUUGCUGUUAGAACUAUCGCCAGUUCGAGAUGGGUCUCUUAUUCCUAUUGCUGCUGCUUUGGAGUCACCCUUUCAGGGUCAGGACGCUCGAUGCUCCCCGGGGGCGCCCGAGCCACGGCUCAGUGCGAUACUUUGACUAUCCGGAGGAGAUAACUUGCGCGCCGUCUGGAGUUAUGGUGCGGAUUCGCAAUGACUCAUUUCAAGGGAUGUUCAUUCGAUUGUCAAUUGUGGAUAACUAUGGUAUACCAAGGGACCUGCAUUCACUGCCUAGCAGCUGUGCAUAUACAACUCUACCACAAGCAGAUGGGUCCUUGCUUUUCAGUACUCCAUACAAAGGAUGUUAUGUUCACAUAAUGAAUAACACAGUGAGCCUGGAGCUGAGGAUUGAUGGAAUUGAUGAAUCCAAGAGGAUUAUGGUCAUAGAACGCAUUCCAUUAAGCUGUACCCUGCCAUCACUGGCUUCUGUGACUGUGGGACCCACAAAAGGAACCCUUCUGACAACCAAGGAGCCAGUGAAUACCACAGCAGUGACCCUUUCAACCAAGGAGCCAGUGGAUACCACAGCAAUGACCCUUCCCACCAAGGAGCCAGUGAGUGCUACUGCCACAAUUGCACUUGUGGGACAGACAACAGCUGGUUCCACAGCUACCUCAAUCAGCAUGGACCUGAAACCAGAUGGAGACAAAACCCAUAUUUGUGGUGUUGAUGCCAAGGACCGUGUGAACUGUGGAAAUGCCACACUUGAAGAAUGCAAUGCCAAAGGCUGCUGUUAUGAACCCAUCAACAAGCAAAUUCCAUGCUUUUAUGGAAAAACUGCUUAUAUUGACUGUUCCCACAAUGGGCUAUUUACCAUUGUGGUGCCUAGGGUUGCUACUCUGCCACCACUCAAUCUUGACUCUGUCUCUCUCUUGAAUAAGACAAGUCCUCAGUGUCUCCCUGUAACCAGGACAACUGAGUUUGUUCUCUUCAGGUUUCCUCUUGAUUCGUGUGGAACUACACAAAUAGGCGAUGGACUAAACAUCACUUACAGUGUAGACAUAGUAGCCAAAAGGAAAAUGCAAAGUGGACCUCGUGGCUCUAUAACCAGGGAGAGUACUUUCAAGUUGCAUGUGAAAUGCCACUUCUCUGGCAAGAGAGAAAUCCCUUUGACAUUAGUAGUGAAUACUGCAUCACCUCUGCCUUCUGUAUUGAGGGAGGGUGUCCUCCAAAUAGAAAUGAGGAUUGCAAAGGAAAAGUCCUAUAGUACUUGGUUUGCUGAUGAAGACUACCCUCUAGUGAAAUUUCUCAGGGACCCAGUAUAUGUGGAAGUACGCCUUCUCCACCGAACUGAUCCCAAUAUUGAACUAGUGCUGAAUGAUUGCUGGGCAACACAAACACUUGACCCUCAUCAUGUCCCAAAGUGGAGUGUUCUCUUGCAUGGAUGUCCAUACUACAGGGACAACUACUUGACCCAGCUACAUGCAGUAGAUGCAGCUUCCAACCUGUCAUUUCCAACACAUCACAAACGGUUUGAAGUGAAGACAUUUGCAUUCUGGAACCAGCAGAUUCAAACAGUACUAAGUGGAGAGGUCUACUUCCAUUGUAGUGUAACUGUGUGCCUCCUACCUGACAUGCAAGAGUGUGCCACAACCUGUGGAGCUGGCAGAAGAAUGGCCAGACAUUCUGACUUUAACACUUCAGAUAAAGCUGCCUACCAUGGAUUAGUGACACUGAAGAGACCCAUAGUUUUUGCUCUUGCUGAAGGAAAAACUGCAGACCUAACCCAAGCAAAUGCAAAAACAACUGAUGGCGUUCUCCUUGCAGCAGCUAUAACAUCACUAGUGUUGGCCUUGAUCUGUGGACUAGUACUCUGUUGGAAUUGCAAACAAAUGCCCAUAUCUUGAGCUUGUGAUAUUCAGAAUUCACUAUUUGUUGAGUGUGCAAGAUUUACAUGUCAUAAACCCCUUAUUCUCAAUGACUGGUUGAAUUGCCUUUUCAGUGGGAGCUACUGCAGUAUCUAAUUAAACAAUGGGGUUUGAGAUGGCUUUUGGUGUGAAGAACUUAAUUCUUACCAAGCAAGUCUCUUGGCAAUAACAAUAUCAACUGUUAACAAAUGCCUCUUUGACAUUCCAAAGACUUGCUUUGGAGGAAUCUAUAGUCUCUGGCUCAAUGCUAGACUUCUGUAAUCUAACAAUUGUUCCUGCCCUGCUUGUUUAAACUGUUCUCCCAGUCUAAUUGUAGAAAUGAGGUUUAUAAAUAACUUGUAUUGUUGAAUGAAGUUAAACUAUGCAAAUAAAAUGUUGACAGUU